Priceomyces carsonii is the source of this 930-nucleotide messenger RNA. RefSeq names its product endonuclease/exonuclease/phosphatase family protein. Gene Ontology annotation, molecular function: 3'-5'-RNA exonuclease activity. Lineage: Eukaryota; Fungi; Ascomycota; Pichiomycetes; Serinales; Debaryomycetaceae. The transcript has a single exon. Bases 1 to 930 code for a protein of 309 amino acids. The record is from RefSeq and is a predicted model, not a curated record.
AUGGGAUUUGCUGAGAAUAUUGCAUCAAAGCUUAUGAAUAAGGUGGGGCAUAAAGCAGUAGAUAAGAUAAAAGAGCACCAUGAUAACGCUCAACAUCAUUUUACUAAAAACGUUACAUGUUCGAAUAUUGAAGAUAAGAAUGCAGAGUUGCCUCCUUUGAAGAUUCAAAUCUACACUCACAAUAUUAGACAAGAGACAAAAAAUCUUGCUGAUGGAGAGAAACCAUGGUCUAUCAGAAAGGAAGGUGUGAUUCGAAGUAUCCUUAAAACCACUGAGAAUAUACCUACUUUGGUUGGCUUACAAGAGGUGAAACAAAAUCAGUUGAAUGAUAUACUUGACAAAUUGGGUAGCCACUGGUCAUUCUUUGGGGUGGGUAGAACAGAUGGAAAGUCCAAAGGAGAGUUCUCUCCUAUCUUAUAUAAAAAGGACGAAUGGGAACUUUUGUCUGGUAAAACAUACUGGUUGAGUGAAACUCCAGAUCAUCCAAGUAAAGGCUGGGAUGCCGCAUACGAAAGAAUUGUGACGGUCGUGAUUAUGAAGCACAAGAAACUGGGAAAGAUAGUUAAUUACUUGAAUACCCAUUAUGAUCAUAAAGGCAAAAAGGCUAGAGAAAAUUCAUCAAAGGAGAUUGUGGGGAUCAUGAAUAAGUGCAAGGGAACUAGUUUCUUGUCUGGUGACUUUAAUAGUGAACCAAAAGCUGAAGCCUAUAAGACUCUUUCUCAGUAUUUGCUCGAUACUGCAUGUCACUGCCAAGAGAAAGACGGCUUCCUGAAUACGAUCACCGACUUUAGAGGAAACGGUAAUUCAAGUAUCGAUUUUAUUUGGGUUCCAAAGGGUGUCAAAGUUUUGAAGCACGAAAUAUUAUCUCACGAGUAUAACGGUUACUUAAUCAGCGAUCAUCGUCCCGUCGUAUGUGAAUUCGAAAUUUAA